CUACUCCAAUAUCACGGAGAAUUAAGGAAGUUAGAUAUCAUUAUGUUAUUGACCGUAUAGACAGGACAAUGUCUAGAGAUUUUCUCCUCACGGUUUCGCUUCUACUCAUUUUUGGCUCGUGCGGAUUUCCAUCAAUUUUGGCAGCUCCCUUUCUCAUAGACCACGAGACCGGACGCCGUGUCCCCGUGCCAAACCGCUGCCUUAAAGUUUCCCCACAUGAAGAAGUGGUGGUCGACCAAGGCGACACACCUGUGUUGAGGUGUCGCGCCUUUCAGAACCAAGUUCGCUCUUCGACCCUGCAACAGGUCUUCUGGAGGAUUGGCGGACGGCCUCUCUAUCCCAGUCACUCAAAAGCAAGAUUAUCAAUACUUGAAGAUUACACCCUAGUGUUGAGGAACACCAACCUCCACGACAGUAAGACAUACGCGUGUGUUGCAGUAUGGAAGGACAUUCGAGGUCGACUUUGCGUUGUGGAAUCCACCGUCAGUCUUUGGGUACUCAGAAAGAUUAAACAGCCGCUUGACGACAUUUGCGGUCAACCAUGGGACAGUAGCAACCCGCCCAGUCAGGUCCCGUGGAUGGCGAUGCUGAAGAGCAAGUUUACAAACCAACCAUUCUGUGGAGGAGCCUUGAUUAGCGACCAGUGGGUCCUCUCUGCUAGCCAUUGUUACAACGAAUAUACUGGUGACUUCGAGAAUGAUGUCGUGGUGAAGCUCGGCGCGGAGGAUUGGUCGGGAGAAGAGUUGGAGAUUGAGGACAACGGCGUACACCACCACGGGGGAAGUGGAGGGCACUCAAUGUACGACAAGGACUUGUUACUCAUCAAGUUGAAAACUAAAGUCCAAUAUAACGCUGCCGUCUGGCCGAUAUGUCUCCCUCCCCACUCUACAACAGAAGGUGAACUAGGUCUGAUGACCGGUUGGGGAUCUCGUCACCUAGGCGGGCAACCUUCAAGACUGCUGAAGAAGAUUCACUUGCCUGUGAGGAGCAGACAGCUUUGUGCGAACAGAAUCCCCCGGGGGCACAGGUUCACGGAGAACAUGUUGUGCGCCGGUCGUGGUGACGGGCGGCCUGAGCAGUGCAAUGGCGACUCCGGUGGUCCAUUGGCUGUUCAGAGGUCGGGCAAGUGGACACUAGCGGGUGUGGUGUCUUUCGGAGAUGCAUGUAUAGGGCAUACUAACCAAUACGGCUACUCCGUCGAAGUUAGCAAAUUAGUCAGCUGGAUCAGGAAAACAGUGCUUGACCAAUCUUUCGUCUCGCCGAGCUAUGGUACUGACUGUGCGGAUUACGAUUAUGACUGCCUAUCCGACACCAACGACUUUCACAUGGACGACUAUUAAACUCUGCGACAUUCCUCAAAGGGACCAAUAUUUCAGAUACAAAGACGGUUUGCAUAGCCAGCCGGUGUGUAAUGGAUAUAGUAUCAUGCACGAAUACAAUGUAUCAAGGGAAGAAGAAGAUCUUAUCCCACGUUCCCGAUCAUUUGUCUCAAUAGGCAUACACCUUAAUCUACCAUCGAACAGCAGGGUAUGGCCCAUUUUACAGAGGGACACUUAUUACGUACGUAGUAUCGAUAUAUUAUACAUAUAUCCUGGAUUUGAAGUGAUGUGUGAUGGUUGUGACUUCGUCCUCAAAAGGCCGAUUUGGGACAAAUGGCAAGUGAUCUACUGGUCAUUGUGCUGUACACGAACCUCGUAAUCAGUGUCUUUAUUAGAACAUUUAUGGAUAAAGUAUAUAGAGAGACAUUCUGGGA
Messenger RNA from Lineus longissimus, 1753 nucleotides. Its product is annotated as prostasin-like. The record is from RefSeq and is a predicted model, not a curated record. Gene Ontology annotation, biological process: proteolysis. The transcript is spliced from 5 exons. Gene Ontology annotation, molecular function: serine-type endopeptidase activity. Lineage: Eukaryota; Metazoa; Nemertea; Pilidiophora; Heteronemertea; Lineidae. The coding region runs from base 69 to 1340 and encodes 423 amino acids.